This is a messenger RNA of Ricinus communis (castor bean), 3216 nucleotides long. RefSeq names its product kinesin-like protein KIN-8B. Gene Ontology annotation, biological process: microtubule-based movement. Gene Ontology annotation, molecular function: ATP binding; microtubule motor activity; microtubule binding. NCBI's taxonomy places the organism in Eukaryota, Viridiplantae, Streptophyta, Magnoliopsida, Malpighiales, Euphorbiaceae. The record is from RefSeq and is a predicted model, not a curated record. Bases 749 to 2941 code for a protein of 730 amino acids. The transcript is spliced from 13 exons.
CCUACACCACCAACCACCGUAUCUUUCCUCCUCUCUCCUCUCUCUCAUUGUCUUUAAUUACACUUUCCUGCAAUUUACAGAAAAAAAAAGAAACGCGUUCUCGUUUCUACACUUCUCCUUUUAACAAUUCGUUCACUCAAAUUCCCUCUUCUCUUAGCCACACGCUCCGUUUCUACAAUAUUUUUCGUUUUCGUUGUUUGAAAUGUAGUUAUUACUUUCCCUCUAUUUACAGUUUUUGAGGCAAAUGUGAGUUAGUAUAAAUGUUCUUGUUAUUCUCGGAAUGCGUUAAACUUCAAGCUCCUGUAUUGAUUUUUGUGUGUGUUAGGGCUUUUGUUCUGAGCUUCUUAAGCUGAAAACUCGUUUUUCUGAAUUGAAAUCCUUUAAUGGUGAUUAAAAAUGCCUACCAUUAGAGCUCCAGCUACCAAAAGAAGUACAACUCUUACGGUUGCUGUGAAGUGUAGACCGUUAACCGAGAGAGAGCGUGGUCGUAAUAUUGUUCGUGUUAAUGACAAUAAGGUGCUGUCUGCCUUUUCUUUUUUUUAAAAUUCUGAUUUGGAUUCUUUUUUGUUGUUAUGAUUGUGAAUGAAAUUCUGAUUUUGUAUUCUUUUUUGUUGUUAUGAUUGUUAAUGAGGAAAAAUUGAAGCUUUUUUUUGGGUGUAGGAGGUGAUUAUACUGGAUCCUGACUUGUCAAAGGACUAUCUUGAUCGUAUACAGAAUCGAACUAAAGAGAAGAAAUAUUGUUUUGAUUAUGCAUUUGGUCCUGAUUCUACUAAUUUGUGGUAAAACAUAUACAAUGGUUGGGACCCAAGAUGAUCCUGGACUUAUGGUUCUCAGUUUGCAUGCCAUUUUUGAUCUUAUAAAAAAGGAUAAGAGCUCUGAUGAAUUUGAAGUCUCCUGUUCCUACCUUGAAGUCUACAAUGAGGUUAUCUAUGAUUUGCUUGAGAAAUCAUCAGGUCAUUUGGAACUUCGAGAGGAUCCAGAGCAAGGAAUAAUUGUUGUGGGGUUGAGAUGUAUUAAGGUUCAAUCUGCUAACAAGAUUCUUGAACUAUUGAACAUGGGAAAUAGUCGGCGGAAGACAGAGAGCACAGAGGCUAAUGCAACAUCAUCUCGAUCACAUGCUGUUUUAGAGAUAAUUGUGAAAAGAAAGCGGAGAAACAAGUAUCGGAAUCAAGUAAUGAAAGGUAAACUUGCGCUUGUGGAUCUUGCUGGCAGUGAAAGAGCAUCUGAAACAAACAGUGGAGGCCAAAAGCUAAGAGAUGGAGCUAAUAUUAACCGUUCCCUUCUUGCUUUAGCAAACUGCAUUAAUGCCUUGGGGAAGCAACAAAAGAAGGGUCUUGCUUAUGUCCCUUACCGCAACAGCAAAUUAACACGUAUACUUAAAGAUGGUCUGAGUGGUAAUUCUCAGACUGUCAUGGUUGCUACAAUAUCCCCUGCAAACAACCAGUAUCAUCAUACGAUAAAUACCUUGAAAUAUGCUGACCGAGCAAAGGAAAUAAAGACGCAUAUUCAGGAAAACAUUGGCACAAUUGAUACCCAUGUGUCAGAUUACCAGAAGAUGAUUGACAAUCUUCAGAUUGAGGUUUGUCGUUUGCGAAAAGAAUUGGCUAAUAAGGAAUCCUUACUAAGUGUCAAACCUGCUGAAAAAGCUGUAGAUGAUGAGCUUUCGUGGUUGAAUAUUUUGAGCUGUGAAACCAGUGAAAAUGUUCAGGAAAGAAUAAACUUACAGAAGGCAUUGUUUGAACUUGAGGAGACUAAUCUUCAUAACCGCAUUGAACUCCAACAUCUUGAUGAUGCCAUUGCAAAGCAACAGGCUAUUGAAAAGGAAGGAGCAGUUGUAGAGGCUUUGAGGGCAAGGCGGCAAGUCAUUCUUGAUAACAUCCGUGACAACGACGAGGCUGGCAUUAAUUAUCAAAAGGAAAUUGAAGCAAAUGAGAAGCACCGGUGCCAACUCCAAGAUAUGAUUGAGAAAGCAAUUAGUAAGGAUGGUAAUAAAACGUAUUUGCGCAUUCUUAGCCAGUAUAGGCUUCUGGGCAUGGCUAAUACUGAGCUUCAGUUUGAAAUGGCAAUGAGGGAUCAAAUCAUCCACAAUCAACGACAGGCACAAAGAAAACUGUGGAACUUGCUUAUGGGGCUAGGACUUGAUGAGAAACGCGUAUUGGACCUUGCAGUGAAACACGGAAUAAUAAUUGAAGAUUGGACAAUGAUCCCCCAUCUGGGGGUUGCAAAUAAGCAGUCACCGUAUUCUGAUUCUGCCUUGGGCAGGUAUCCUUCCACAGGAAAUAGUCCUUGUAUUGGUCAAUCCUUUUCUGGAGCCCACGUCUUCCAACAGUUUCAAGACUUUGGCUCAAGGUCAUUUUCCAAGGGGCCUUGGGAUGCCAGUCGGGCUUUUUGCAGGGAAGAGCACUAUAGUUCCUAUUACAUGCCGUCUCAUGAUCAAUCACCCCCAGCAUAUCUGAGGCUGAGGAAGAGUACUGAUCACUGGGCUGGUAAUUUUCCAGGUUCCUGGUUUGGCACUCCUACUAAGCGUCCUCAAGAUUUGUGCAGUUCAUGCCCAGAGUUGGGAACUUGGGCUUCCCCUUGUAAGGAUGGCUUUCAAUCAGCUUCACCUUUCAGGGCUGAUUUUAGCCAUCAGCUUGAGGAUGCAUGGAACAAUGCUUCAAGGCAGCAUCUAUUUGAAGCUCCUCUUUCUGGAAUGAGUCAUAGCCAAGAGUUGCAAAAACGAGCAAUGAUGAGCUAUGGUGGAACAGCCAGAGGCUUCUUCGGACACAACAACCCUUUAGAACAGGCCUCAGGGCUGCACAGUUCAAACCAUAUUUUUCAGCACACUGAACCAUCUAGUGGCCAAAAUCUAUCACACAUUCCUUCAUUCUCUACUGCAGGGCAGAUCUCUUUUGUAACUCCUAGUUCUGGCACCAGAAUUCACCCCUCUAAUUUUGUAUAGCACUCGUGUAUUUUUGUGCCCUUCUGUGCUAUUUCCCCCUUACCUUUGUUCUGAUUUUCCCCCCCAUUCAGAUGUACAUAACUGAAGUAGCAUAGGAGUAUUCUUGUGUAGGCGGAGUAGGCAGGAGAUUCUUUUGUUUCCCCUUUCAGCUGAAGGAAACGGAGGAGGAAACCAGAGGUUUUAGUUUGUAAGUAGCUGGAUGUACGUUCGAACAUGCUAACGUGUUGAAUAUUGUUCAUACCACGUUUAUGUAUAUAUUUUUGGAAAAUUUCAUA